UUGCGUCAAACAAAACAAGUGCUAUCGUGAUUUCGUUCGCGCAUCUCGACAUGGACAAGGCAACCUUCAGCGAGGCCCUCAUAACUGAAGUUGAGAAGCGUGGCGUCCUGUGGGACGUACGCGACAGGAACUACAAGAAUAAUAUGAAACGUGACCAGGCUUGGCGAGCAAUAGCAGAUGCCCUCAGCGUAGACGUGACGCAAGUAAUGAAGCGGUGGAAAUCCCUACGCGACACUUUCAUGAAAAUACGCAAAGAAGUGACAACAACGAUAAGUGGCGCCGGCGCGGACAGUGUUGUCAGUGUGCGGUGGCCCCAUUACAACCAACUGCUGUUUCUCCUUGACACAAUGGAAUAUCCUGAGACAAGCGGGAACCUCAUGGAUAUUCAAGACAUCGACUCAUUCGACGAAACAAGCACCGCAUAUCUUCAGACUGAAAGAACUAGCAUCAUAGACAUUGAAGCCAAUCUGGUUGCUAGCAACUUUCCUACCACCCCUAGGCAGGAAGAUGGGAGUGGAUGCUCCAGCCCCACAUCAGCGCCAUCACCAGCCAGCAGCGCAUCACCUGGUCCACAGAAAAGGAAACGGGGCCAUGAUAAGGUCUUUGAAAAAGAAAUAGGAAUCCUGGGAGAAUUGGCUUCCAAACGAGCCGACGCUUCUGAACUAUUCGGGCUUUUUAUAGGGGACAAGCACAGACGAGUCCCCCAACAUCUGCGAGGACAAUUUGAGUUGGAACUACUGCAAGUUGCCGCUCGUUAUGUGGACAAUCAGUAAAGCUGUCAGUGAAGAACGGGAAGUUGUCAGUCUCUUUUGAAAAAGGAAGUUCGGCAAACAGUGAAAAAUAAAUUAG
Molecule: messenger RNA, 849 nt
Organism: Dermacentor andersoni
Lineage: Eukaryota; Metazoa; Arthropoda; Arachnida; Ixodida; Ixodidae
Biological process (GO): regulation of transcription by RNA polymerase II
Cellular component (GO): transcription regulator complex; nucleus
Source: RefSeq, a predicted model, not a curated record